Molecule: messenger RNA, 815 nt
Organism: Symbiodinium necroappetens
Lineage: Eukaryota; Dinophyceae; Suessiales; Symbiodiniaceae
Source: the annotation of a GenBank genome assembly
AUAAGUCCAGCUUUGCCCUGUGCCAGUCACUCCGCGUCGACGUUGACCGGGUGCUGGCCACUUACUGGCGCGGCCGCGAAGGUUACAGCAUCUCCGCCAAGGAGCAGCGGCGGCUGGAUCGCGGCGCCAGGGGCUCGAAGCCCUCCACGUAUGGCGAGCUGACUGCAGAGGGUGUGAGGCUUCUGGCCGAGCGUUGGGGGCUGGACGACACGGAAGGGGCGCCUGGCAUCUUUGCAGACCUUGGCUGCGGGGUUGGGAAGAUGGUGGUGCAGGUCUACCUGGAGUGCCCUGGAGUGGGCCGUGCCCUGGGCGUGGAGCUGUCGGCCACGCGCUGCCGGAGAGCGCGGGAGGCCUGGGAGGCGCUGCUCCUCAGUGACGAGGCGUUCGAGCUCCGCCAGCGGCUGCUGAAGUCAUCGGGGUGCCAGGAGGAGGCAAGCCCUCAGGACGAGGUGGAGUUCAUUCAAGGCAAUCUGUUGGAGGCAGACAUCAGCGAUGUCACGCACAUCUACCUCUCUUCGCUCUGCUUCGACGAAGCCACUCUUUUCGCAUCUGCCCAGAAGGUGCAGCAGGAGGGGCGACAGCUCCGAGGCGUCGCCUCGUUGCAGCCCUUGCCUUUGCUAAGAGAAGUCGGGGAGUUGCUGCUGCCCAUGUCCUGGACAUCUCGAGGUGGCGAGGACAUGUGGGUCGGAGUUCGGGUUUCUGAUGCAGCAAGACGGCAGGUUUGGGCACCAUGUCCUACCUCUACGAGACCUAGCGGCAAAGCUCCAAAACGAAGAGGGGUCCGGGUCCCGCAUCAAUGCCACAGUGUUUUGUGA